Molecule: messenger RNA, 984 nt
Organism: Callithrix jacchus (white-tufted-ear marmoset)
Lineage: Eukaryota; Metazoa; Chordata; Mammalia; Primates; Cebidae
Source: RefSeq, a predicted model, not a curated record
UUGUGGGGUGAUGUAUAUUGAUUCUGGGGAAUUUUACUGUACUGAAUAUAAAUUUUUAAAUUCUUCUAACAUUUUUUCAUCUGCCCCUCAAUUUUGCCACGGAGUUAGUUUCUUAAGCCAAUUAUGUCAUAAAAGAAACUUUUCAGGUAUAAUUUGGUGUGAACUAAACUUAAAAUGUAAUAUUAAAUAUAAAAAUAGAGUAUUCCUUAAGAAUUAAACUUUUGGCUGCUGGGAGUUGCUUGGAGGUUGGCGGCGCGGGGCUGAAGGCUACCAGACGAACGAUCAUGUCGCACACACAAAUUUACUAUUCGGACAAAUACAACAACGAGGAGUUUGAGUAUCAGCAUGUCAUGCUGCCCAAGGACAUAGCCAAGCUGGUCCCUAAAACCCAUCUGAUGUCUGAAUCUGAAUGGAGGAAUCUUGGCAUUCAACAGAGUCAGGGUUGGGUCCAUUAUAUGAUCCAUGAACCAGAACCUCACAUCCUACUGUUCCAGCGCCCACUACCCAAGAAGCCGAAGAAAUGAAGCUGGCAAGCCACUUUUCAGCUUCGAGCUUUACACAGCUGUCCUUACUUCCUGACAUCUUUCUGAUGACAUUAUUGUGUUGCCUUCUUGUUUCUCACUUUGAUAUUUAAAAGAUUCAAUACAAUGUUUGAAUGUGCUGGUAACUGCUUUGCUUCCUGAGUAGAGCCACCACCACCAUAGCCCAGCCUGAGGAGUGCUCUGUGGACCCACAGCCUCAGCUGAGUGUGACCCCAGAAGCCACAGUGUGCUGUGUAUCCAGAACACACUUGGCAGAUGGAAGCAUCUGAGAUUAAGACCAUGGCUGUUACAGGGAUCGUGUAAACUUGUUUUUGUUUUUUUCUGCCGGUGUUGUAUGUAUGGUGACUUGUGGAUUUAUGUUUCAGUAUACUGGAAACUUUCCAUUUUAUUCAAGAAAUCUGUUCAUGUUAUAAACCUUGAUUAAAAAGGAAGUUUUUAUAAU